Pelmatolapia mariae (spotted tilapia) is the source of this 5864-nucleotide messenger RNA. It is a transcript of the gene rsf1b.1, whose product is annotated as remodeling and spacing factor 1b, tandem duplicate 1. Gene Ontology annotation, cellular component: chromatin; RSF complex. Gene Ontology annotation, molecular function: histone binding. Bases 13 to 4833 code for a protein of 1606 amino acids. Gene Ontology annotation, biological process: negative regulation of DNA-templated transcription. The transcript has 17 exons. NCBI's taxonomy places the organism in Eukaryota, Metazoa, Chordata, Actinopteri, Cichliformes, Cichlidae. The record is from RefSeq and is a predicted model, not a curated record.
GGUGUGGAAAAGAUGGCUGCUUCGGCGGCAACGGCGAGUUCUUCCCCCGGUUUGUGUCCAAAUUACGCUGUGAUUUGCUCUUUUCUUGAGCGCUACGGAGCGUUGUUGGACUUGCCGGAGCUCACCUUUCCUCAGCUGGAGAGGUAUCUGCAGGACACAUCCUCAGUUCCAAAGCUGCUGGUUGAUCUUCACGUCAAGUUGCUGAGGAAGAUCGGCAAAUCGGUGUCUGCAGACAGAUGGGAGAAGUAUCUCGUCAAGGUCUGUCAGGAGUUCAACACAACCUGGGCAUGGGAACUCGAGCAAAAAGGAUACAAGGAGUUGACGGUGGAGUGCAAGACGGGGAUACUUAAAUAUUUGUGUGAGUGUCAGUUUGAUGACAACGUCAAGUUCAAAACUGCCAUCAACGAUGAGGACCCAGAUAAAAUGCGCCUGCAGCCAAUCGGCCGGGACAAAGACGGACAGAUGUACUGGUUUCAACUGGACCAGGACAACAACGUGCGCGUUUAUGUGGAGGAGCAGGACGACUUGGACGGGUCAUCGUGGAAGUGCAUCGUCAGAGAUAGAAACGAUUUGGCCGAGGUUGUCGCUCUGCUGAAGACGCAGAUUGAUCCUGCGCUGUUGAAAAAAGAACAGGAAACGAAGCCUGAAGGUGAGACCAGAAAGACUGAAGAUACAUCAGAUGAAGACAGCAAAGACUCCACCAAGUCAGUCUCUCCAAAGACGGAGAGCAGUGAAAAAGUAACACAGAACACGAAAUCGGAAAAUUCAGAAGCAAAAUCUGCGUUAAAUGGUGUCAUUGAAGGUAAAGCGGAGGCAGAGCUUGACUCAGAAAAUGUCAGUAAAAAAGCCCAGAACAUCAAAGAAGAGCCGAUGGAAGUUGUAGACACUAAAUCUAACUCAAGUGAACAAACACCGGCCUCUGAGACGUUGUGUAUAUCAUUAAAGGAGGAAAAAGAGGAACCGAAGAAGACCAGUGCAGAGGAAAUGCAGCAAGCCAUGAAGAAUGACCAGCAGGCCAAGAUCCCUUUGAAAAAAAGGGGAAUGAAGUUCAGUGAAGACUUUGAUAAAAAUAAUGCCGUUAUAGUGCAAAAUCCAUCUCUUUCUAAUCUGAAGGAGGCUGCAAAAGACGACUCGACUCCUGACCAAUCAAAGAAAGCGUUGGGUAUAAAUGAUCAUAUUAAUGGUGAAGUUACCCAAUCAGAAAAAGGGUCACCAGAGCGAGUAACAGAAGCUGUGGAGAAAUCUGUUGACAUUAAAGAGAAAGACGCUCCGACCACCGACGAGGAGGUUAAAAAGGACAAAAAGGACGAGCCACAGGGAGUCACCUCACACCAAGCGGAUUUGGAGAAGAAAACUCAAGAUGAAAAGGAAACGGAAAAAAGGGAAACAUGCGAGUCUUCGCUGCCCCCGACAGAACCGACACCUUUAUCUAAAGAGAUAAAUAAUGCAGCAGAGAAAUCCUCUAAUCAUGAAGAGCACGAAGAAAUGAAAGAAUCCAAACCAGCAGACACAGAGGAGUCUUGUAAGGUGAACAAGACGACAUUAAAGGAAAGUCAUAAAAUAUUAACUGCUGAUGAGUCAGGGAACCUAAACUUAAAUCACGAAGUCGAAUCCAAAGAAGCCGAAUCAAAAGUUUCAAAAAAAUCAGAGGAAAAGCUAGACUGCACAGACAUGGACACGUCCGAGUCGAGUCAGACUGAAGAAGCCAAGGCGCCCGAAAAUAUAACACACAAGCAAACAGAUACAAGUGACUCUAAAGAGACUGGAUCAUCUGAGGGUAAUUUGGAGAAAACUGAUAGCUUUGCUCUGAAAGAGAAGCCCGAAAGCUGUAAGAUAAUGGAGACACAAUCUGCAGACACACCAGAGAAAUCUGUAGACUCUGAAACCUCGGAAUCAAAGUCUGUCACUAAAAAAACAAGUGAGAAAGUGGAGGAAACAGCCAACACUAAGGAGAGCGUGGACCAGCCUGUUAUCGAAAAGGUCGACAAGUCAGACUCAUGUAAAGCUGCAGAGAAGCACGAUAGCAUCAAAGAUGCAGAGAUGGCUCCCACAGUCUGUGAGACAAAGACGGAAAAGCCAGAAGACAUAAAGAAAACUGUCAACUGUGAAGAUGGUACGGUACGUGAUGCUUCCAAGAUAAGCAACUCUGAGUCUGGGCCUGUGGCUGCAGAGGCACAGGGCGCAAAACUCGAUGUGACAAAACCACAAAAAGAUGACAAAGCUGAGAUGAACUCUGUCGCACAAAAGCCAGAAGAGCAGCCAUCUGAAGGGCAGGAUAAAACGCCCAGCCCUGUUGAGAAGACGGAUGCCUCCGAUGAAAAACCUGAGACUGAACAAGAGAAGGAUUCUGAGAAAAACCCCAGCGCAAUCGAGGCAGAGCAUCCAUCAUCAGAAAAUAAAAAGGAUGCUGACAGGGAAAGUGAAAAGGACACUGAUAAAGAAAAGCUUUCAAACUGCAAAGAGGACUCCACAGCAGAUGAACUCUCAAAAACUGAGGAGAGUAAGGGCAAAAGCGAGGAUGUGGACUCUCAAGCAAAAAAAGAUGUGGCGAAUGGCGGUGAAGCUCCAGCAGAUGUUCAGGAGGAGGGUGUCUGCCGGAAAAACAAGCGCCCAGUCCACCGAAGGAAAGUUGAGUUCCAGCGGGAGGAGCGACAGGUGGACUCAGAGUCCGACACAAACGUGGGGAGAUCCCUGCGAAGAUCGCCGAGGAUCUCUAGGCCGACGCCAAAGGCAGUAGAGAUCCAGGACAAGAAGCAGGAGAAGUCGCAGGCGCCUCAGAAGCGUGACGAGGAGAAGGGUGAGAAGGAAAAGUGUGAAGACGAGGAGGACAAGGAAGAGGAGGUGGUGAAGGUCGUUCAGAAGAAGCCAAGAGAGAAAAAGACGGAUCAGGAAGGCCAAACCAAACCCAAGCCAGUGGAGUCGCCCUCUGCUGGCCACCAGAAAGAAUGGAGGUUUAAGGCGAGAAAGAGGCGAAGGGUUCGGUGGUCCAACACUCGGACGCGCCGCAGAAAGAAAGACUCGGAGGACGAGGACGAAAACAGCGACGAGGAGUCCAGCGAAGAAGACGAGAGCGAGGAGGAAGACGACAGCGAUGAAGACUACAAGGUUGAGCGUACAAGAAAGAGGCGGAACCGUAACCGAGAAAGGCGAAGCUCGGACUCCUCGACCUCAUCCGACGAAGAUCUACCUCCCAAUGACGACCCUUGCAAACACUGCGGUCUUUCAAAUCACCCAGAGCUGAUCCUGCUGUGUGAUUCGUGUGACAGCGGCUACCACACAGCCUGUCUGAGGCCUCCGCUCAUGAUCAUCCCCGAUGGAGAGUGGUUCUGUCCACCCUGUCAGCAUAAGCAGCUCUGCGACAAACUCGAAGAGCAGCUCCAAAACCUCGAUGCUGCUUUGAAGAAGAAGGAGCGGGCUGAGAGGAGGAAAGAGCGUCUGAUUUAUGUUGGAAUCAGUGUCGAGAACAUCAUUGCGCCCUCUGUUGAGGUCGAGGAGGAAAAACCAGAGAUCAUUAUCAAAGAGAAGAAAGAAACAAAGAAGAGUAAGAGCUGGGGUCGGAGGUCAACGAGGGCGAAGAAAACCAUCAGCUACAGAUUUGAUGAGUUUGACGAGGCCAUCGAGGAGGCUAUCGAAGAAGACAUCAAAGAAGCAGAGGGUGGAGGAGCGGGUCGGGGUAAAGAUAUGGCCAACAUCACAGGGCACAGAGGGAAGGAUAUUUCUACCAUCCUACAAGCAGAGGAGGGCAAGGAGAACGGCCAGCCGCCGCGACCCAGCACCGGCCAGCGCAGGAAAAAACGCCGGCGACUCAACGACCUGGACAGCGACAGCACCGUGGACGAGGAGGAGAGCGAGGAAGAGUUUCGCCUCAGUGAAAGCUCAGAAGAAGAGUUUGUUGUGACGGACAACGACACGGAAGCUGAAUCGGAGGCAGACUCCAACAACAGCAACGGUAGCGGUAGGCAUCGAAAGUCUUCGCGGAGCAGACUGCUGACAUGCAGACGGAGCUCCAGAAAGCGGCGGCGACCGAGAGGGUACUCGGAUGAUGAGGAGGACGAGACGGAUGAAGAGGAUGAUGAGGAUGAAAUAGUGACCGAAGGCUCCAGUGAGUACAGCGACAGUGAUCUGGAUAUGAGCCGCCGGCGGUCGAGGCGGAGCCAGAAGAAGCAGGUUAACUACUGUGAGACGUCAGAGUCUGAAGGCUCUCAGGCCGAAACCAACCGGGCCAAAACGAAACCCAGACGUCAGCAGGAAAGCUCCGACAGCGACGCGAGUUUCUCCAGAGACUCCGAGGAAGAUUCGAGGGAUUGGAGGUCGAAUAGAAUCUCAUCGGAGGAAGAUUCCCGGCAGCGACGCAGACGCCUAGCGCUAAAACGCAGGAGAGCGUCGGAAGAUGACGACUCCGACGAUGACUCAGACGAAUCUUCCGAGGAGGAUCGACCCAUCCGUAAACGAGUGAACCGCAUCGACUCGGACGACGACGAUGACGAGGAGCAGCAGGAGGAGAAGCCGAAGGAGAAGAAAGCAGAGGAGGAGUCAAAGGGAACAAAUGCAUUGGACUGCGGCCUGGUAGAGCUGCCGCCCACCAACGGGCAAAGCCCCAUAAAGAGCCUCGAGGGUAUCAUCAGCCGGCCCGCUGCCACCAUCGCUACCAUCACUGCUCCAGGCAUUAUCCCACAUCUGGAGCCGCCCAAAAGCAUCAGUGCCACACCGGCUGCUGCCAUAGCACCAAACGGGCUGGUGGGGCAGGACAUUGCGGCACAGGACGAUGACGAAGACGACCUGUUAGGAGUCACAGACCUCGUGGACUACGUCUGCAAUAAUGAACAAUUGUAAAAACAAAAGUGGUGUACUGUUUGUUUGGUUUUUUUUCUUUGUUCUUUUGUUUUUUUUUUUUGGUGGUAUUGUAUUUUUAUAUUGCUUAACUUUAUUAUUCCCUCCCAUGCCAACAACUCCUCCUCCAUGUCCGUUUUUCUCAUGUCACCUGGAAGCCUGGACCGCACCCCCACACCUCCAGUGUGACGCUGUCCCCAUGGGAUCCUGCAGCCAAUAAGGGCACCGACAUAUCAUUCCUCCCAGUUGACCCGCCGAAGCACCGUCGUCCCCCCGGUUGUCGUUAUCGUUGUCCUGUUUUCAGUUUUGGUUUUAAUCACUUUUGGCUCUGAAACUGUGGGGAAAAAGUUGGUGUCUGUUUGAAAGCUGAAUAACUUAAAAAAACAAACAAACCCCACAUCAUUCCAUAAUUGGCACCAAGUUCUGGACAUCUGUUUAUCAUUUUAUGGCUUUUUAAAGAAAUGCAAUCAUAUGUUGAUUGAAACGCACUUCACCGGGCAGGGUUAGAUGAGAUGAUAGACGCGGCCGUUUAGCUCGGCACAAACACGGCGCGAUGAGCUACAAGGAAGCGGGUUUAGCUUGUUAGUCUGCUUUAAUUAACCAGCUGGCACGCUGACCUUUCACAGCAGCUUUUAGCACCAGAUGUUUUUUUAACGUUAACAAACAUGCUUCCAAUGUUACAAUCGACGAAAGCCGGGGCAGUUGUGGUGCGGCACUAAUUUAGAGGUUUUUGUUUGUUAAUACUUUUAAAAAAAUGUAUGUUUAAUUUCCUAAACAUGAUAUUUUCUGCCACAAAUCCACCUGUGAGCAUUUUUAAAGCUCUUUAAAGCUCACUAAUUAACCCUUUAUGCCCCGUUUGUUGCAGGAGGAGCUUUAGAGGAGCUACAGGUGGAUUUUUGUUUUUUCAGGCUUCGUGCUGAGCUAACAUGAGCUGCUGCUUCAUGUGAGGGAUAUAUUUGAUAAGCUAUUGGUUCUUUCUGAUCAUAUCCGGUGUGUACUUUGUUAUUAAAACACGUUACUCCCCCCCCCCCCCC